AUGCCAUAUUCAUCUAUUAAUCAACAAAAUAUAAACAAUAGCAAUCAUGGUUCAUUAUCAAUUAUGGACACCUAUGCUAAUGCUAUACUACGUACUUUUGCGUCUCUUGAAUCACCAUCUUUAUAUACUUCUCAAAACAAUGAUCAAGAUCAUUGUCUUUUAUCAACCUUGAUCGAUGAAUCGUUGGAUAAUCAAUUUAUAGAAACAGAAUCAUCAUCAUUAUCUUCCUCCUCUUCUUCAAUUUAUGAAGAUCAACUUAUACUUGAAGCAUGUUUACCAUUAGCUUCAAAUAAUACAAAACAAUUUCAACGAUUACUGUCUCGAUUAGAUCAAUUUUAUAAUAAGCAGCAACAAAUGUUAACAAAAACUAUACUUCCAUCAUCAACAGAUAUAAAUGAUCGUUAUUUUUUUCAUUCAAAUGAGUCAAAUAAAACAAAAAAUAAAUCAAACAAUCUAUCACCAUCAUCAAGAAAACGGUAUAAAUUCACUUCAACAAAUACAGAUGAAAUUUAUAAUUUUUCAACGAAUCAAAGUGAACACCGAGCACAUUCAGCAGAUUCAAAUCGAUAUCAUUUUUCAUUAAAUAACUCAACUCAAAAUGAACGUUCACGUGGUAGUUCUGAACAACGUUCAAUGAAAUUGAUUGAUGAACCAUCAAAUAUCACCUCAGAUACACCUUAUCUAUUCUCAAAAACAACAGAAUCAUUACAUUAUCCAAGUACAACAACAACAUUCAUUCAUCCAGAUGAUACAUGGUCAUAUCAACGCAAAUAUCCUCAGAAAAUAUCAAAUAUAAAUCGUGAAUAUCGACAACAAAAACGAAUGGAUACUACUACAUCAACUAACGGUUUAUUAUCUAUAUUGAAACCAACAGACAAAUCUGCAGUACGUUCAUAUUUAAAUGAAGCUCGUGAACGUUUAUCUGUAAAACGUUCUAUUCAAUCACCAGAAUCAUUGGAAAAAUCUGUUGAUCGUCUUGUUUCAUCUGUAAAUAAAAAAUAUAGACAACAACAGCAGUCCCAAAUACCUUCAACAUCUACUACAACAUCAUUAAGUUAUAUUAGUCAAUAUUAUGCAAAAGAGGAGGAACCAUUCAAUAAUGAUUCAAUAGAAUAUGAUAAUGAACAACAAAGAUUAUAUUCAAGCCUGAAUACUAAUCGUAUUCAUACACAAAUUAUGAAAAAUGUUAAUAAAAGUUUACUUGAUCGUAAUUAUCAAACAGAUAAAAAUCGUUUCAAAAAUUUCGAACAAAAUAUUCGUCGUUAUUUACGUUUAUAUGAAAAUCAAUCAUUACAACGUGAAUUAAAUUAUAAUUUAAUACGUUGUUUUUCAUCAUCUUAUUUAGAUGAUCUGAGACGUGAAGAAUUUCGUCAUAAUCAAACACGUAAUCAUAUAUAUUCAUAUACAUAUGAAGACAUUCAAGAUAUUUAUGUACCAUCUAUAUUAGAAGCUUAUAAAAUGAAAACAUCUGUGGAUCGAGAAAGAUCUCAUCGUUUGCAAUCAUCACUUACGACUGGACAAUUAUCACCAACAUCAUCAUUUGGUUAUAGUCCAAUUAUGAUUGGAAGUUCAAAUGAAAAUAUGGAUACACAAUUAGGAACUCUAGAAACGGAUCUUAGAUCAUAUGCAUCGAAUUCUCAAACACCAGCAAAUGUUCGUUUAAGUGUUGAUGUAUUUUAUGAAAUCAUGCAAGAAAGUUUUCGUGGUAUAGAUGCAUAUAUUGCUGGUCAUGUAUCAAAUGCUUCACAAUAUACAAAACAAAAAUCUCAGCAAUCUCAAACAAAAACUCGUGAUUAUGAAAGUGAUAUUGAUAUUAAAUCAAAUUCAUCAUUUUGGUCGGAUGAAGAUGAAAAUUAUUAUAUAGAUGAUAUACAUUCAAGGAAAAUUAUUCCACAUCAACGAAAAAUUUCACGUUAUUUAUCAACCGUUAAUCGUUCAUUACUUGAUCGUCCAAGUAAUUUAAUUGCUGAUUUUUACCUUUCAAAAUUAAAUCGUAAUAUGCAAGCAAGUGUACGACAUGUUGAAAUAAUUGCACGUGAUAAAGCAUAUAAACAUGAAAUUAUUGAUGGUAUAAAAACAAAAUUAAAUCGAAGUUUAUCAGCUGAACAUUUAUAUCAAGUACGAAAAGAACAUUUACGUUAUAAACAACCAUUUCAUACGCCAACAUCAUUUACAACAGAAGAUGUUGCUGAUAUUUAUAAACCAUCCAUAUUAGAAAAUUAUAAAAGAAAAAUAGCAAUUGAACUUGAAAGACGUCGAAGACAAAGACAAGGACAAUUUUUAUCAAAUCUUCAUAGUCCACCUAUAUAUACUUCAGAAAUAAAACCUUCACAUUCACCAAUUAUUGAUCGAUCAAAUCAUGAUUUUCAUAUUGUAUCACCACCAACAAUUAUACAAACAAAAGAAAUUGUUAUGGGUCGUGCCCGUCGAUCAUUAACCGAAGAUGGUAGUGAACAUUUUGUACAUUAUAUUGGUACUACCUUACCACCUCCGAUUUAUUCCGAUAAUAAACAAUCAUCAUCGAAAAAUAGAAUAACAUUUACAGCAACUAUUUAUGAUCAAUAUGAUCUACCAUAUACAACAGAUGUGGAUUCGUUAGAUAUUACUGAUAGAAAACAAAUGCGUAUUCAACAAGAAAAAGAUUCUAGCAAUAAAAUUACUGAUGAUACAUUAAAAACAGCAAAACAGGUCAUUGCAUCUCAUCCUUCAGUUCGUAUGCCACAUCGUUCACAAACAAAAAUUUAUCCAAGUAAUGGUACUCUAACUGAACAAAUUGCUAUUUGUCACGCUAAUCUUAUUGAAACUGAUAAUCAUUAUUUAUCUAUGGUAAAUAUAGAUCAAACAGUACCAUUACAACAAGCUGAAUAUCUUCAAAUUUCUUCAAAUGAUUUACAACAUGCCAUGAUUAUUACUUCACCUCAACCACCAUUUUCAUUAGUUGAACAUUCAAAUAGCGAACAAAUUACACAAUUUAUUCAACAACAACCAAAAUAUGAACAUACUACUUUAAUUAUAUCAAACGAUGAACAUAUUGCUCGAAUUCAAAAUGAUAUUCCAAUAUUUGAAACUGUUCCAGAUAUAAAUCUAUCAAUACCAUCAUCUAUUAUUACUAAUGUCAAUGAAAUAUUCAAUGAUGAUGAACAUUCUCUAUAUAUUCCUCAAAUAAAUGAACAACCACUUAUAUUAAAUUCAUCACAUAUCAAUCAAUUAGAACAAUUGUAUGAUAUACAUGUCGAAGAAAAUAAUAUACAAUUUAAUGAAGAACUCAAUAGACAAGAAACAAUUUCAAAUAAUGAAGAACAAUUACCUGAAAUUGAAAAAACAACUGUUGAUAUGGAAGUAUCAUAUAUUGCGUCAUUUAUACAACUUCCAGUUAAUCAUACUUUUCCAGUAAAAAAUGCUCAACAUAAAUAUCCUGAUGUAAUUGAAUAUGAACAAGUUCAAAUAAGUUUACCACAACAAUUAACAAAUAAAUCAUUUGAAAUCAUUGAUAAUAAUGAACAAGUAACAUUUCUAUCUGAUGAUUCCAAUCUAAAUCAACAUCAACAACAAACAAAUAUUCAUAUUGAUGAAUUACCUUAUCUAGAAAAUCCGCUUUGUCCCACAACAAUUUUCACAUUAAAUUACGCACAUCAUAAACAAAAACAAGAUAAAAUAUUCUAUAAAAAUGAUGAUCAAUUUUCUUCAAUAUCAUCAUUUCUUGAUAUGGAAAUAUUUUUAAAUCAUUUUGAAGAAAGUCUUGAUCAUGAACAACAUUUACCAUUGAUCGAUCAAAUAUCACUUUCAUAUACAGCAUCAUGUACUGGACAAUAUGAACGAAAUAAACGUUCAUUACCUAUUGAAUGGUUUCAGCCAACAAUUCUUUCCUAUGAUGAACAACUUGUUGAACAAUGGACUGUUAUUAAAGAUAUCGAUACUAUUCAACAAGAAGGAACAUUACGUCAUCAACAAUUAAAAUUGAUGACUAGUAAUAGUGAUUGUGCGAAUAUUCCUAUUAUAACAAAUACAAAUAUAUUUUGUGUUGAGAAAAAUUUUGAAGAAGAAAAUUGUAAUAGUUCAAUUUUAAUUGAUGAAAAAGAUAAUAUUCGAAUAUUUGAUAAUAUUAGUCAUUAUUCUUCAACAAGUGACUAUGAAAUAGAUUCAGUUGAUAAAGAUAACGAUACCGCUACCUAUCUCAUAAACGGCACUGUUAUCAUACCAACAUCUCUAACAAAUAUUCUACCGUCCUCUUCCAUUACAAACACAACAGCUCUUUCACAAUCAUCCCCACUUUUAACAUCAUCUACAGCGCCAAUUGUACCCAUUGUUUAUUUUCUUGAUGCAUUAGCUAUUGAACAAACCGAUACAAAUAAUCCUACAAAAGAAUUUUUAUUAACAAUUGGUUUUGGUCAAAACGAAAAUAAUUCUAGAAUGAAUGAAAUAACAAAUAUUGUUUCAACUAUUGAUCAACCAUCAUUACCUACAUGGAUUAAUCGUCCAUCAUCAUCAGAUAAUAUUAUAAUUUUACCAACUAUAAUUCAUAAUGAAAAUCCAUCGAUUUCAUCAAUCGAAGAACAAAAACUUAAUUUUGCUAUUGAAAAUCAAAUUGAUAAUGAUGAUACAGCACUUUUAUUACCUUCACAUCGUAUUCAACAUGGUUAUGAUUUAGGUGAAAAUACACAAGCACCAUUGAAGUCAUUUUUUGAACCAUCAUAUUUACAUUUACCUAUAAUCAAUGAAAUUUAUAUUUAUCAAAUGAGUUUUCAUAAUGAAUUUUCACUUUUUCAUCCACCAAAUAUCUUACCACAUAUGCUUGUUUCGAAAACUCAUGACGAUGAAAUAAUUUUACCAAAUGAAUAUCAAAUAAAACAAUCGAAAAUAUUAUCUUUUGCUCGAAUAAAUGAUUUACUCGAUAAAGAAGAAUCUAUUCAAACAAUAUUAUGUACACUUAAUCAACCAAGUUAUAUUGAACAUUGUCAUAUUCAACCAUUAUAUUCUUUUCCGGAAACAUGUUUUGCUGAAAUAAAUCAAACAGAAAUUAUAAAUAAAAAUGAUAUCAAUUUUUUAUCAGAUAUUCUAACGGCAUUUGUUAAAAAUAAGGAUGAUUACGAAUUAAAUCAAUUUGAUAAAAUAGAACCCAUGCAAAAAAUUACUGAUGAUAAUCAAGUAAAAAUUAAAUAUGGCAUAUUAGAUUCGCUUAUAGCAACAACAACAACAACCACAACAACAGCUACAGAAGCAAUGGUAGCAACAGUAGGAGGUAAGACUGAAAAAAUAAGUUGUUUUUCUUAUAAGUAUAGCUGCAAUGAAAUUGUUGAAACCCUUGAAUUAUUUAUAUGUUAA
Messenger RNA from Adineta steineri, 5322 nucleotides. NCBI's taxonomy places the organism in Eukaryota, Metazoa, Rotifera, Eurotatoria, Adinetida, Adinetidae. The record is from the annotation of a GenBank genome assembly.